GUACGAAUCCAGCGAUGUAAACAAGAACGCGAAAGACAAGUCUCACAGUGUUGACACCAGCACGGUUAUUCAGAGCAGCACAUCCUCGCAUCAAACUGCUGCCGUACAGUCAUGAACCUCCCCGUCACUGUCAAAGUGAACUUCAGGGGCAACGUCAAGAAAUUUCCCGUCUUGGACACGAACAAAGCACAGUGGGAGACUGCGGAGGCCUGGAUUAAAACUACAUUCGGGUUGAGUCAUUUUCAAGUGAAAUAUUUUGACGAGGACAACGAGGAGGUUUGCAUAAAUAUUCAAGAUGAAUACACAGAAGCUCUGAAGAGUGCAUUUAAGCAGGCCAAUCAGCUACACGUGAAUGUCUAUAAGAUGAAAGGCCAGGCAGAAGGUGGUGCAGUAAAGGCAGAGGUGAAGGAACUAAAAAUAGAUCCCAGACCUGCUCCGCCGUAUCGAGCAAGAGUCAAGAUGGCAGAUAAGGAGACCCAGGUGACUCCCGAGCGGGACUCGCAGGUUGUGGCCAAGGAAAACAAAGGGAUGAAAACCGAGGAGGAAGCAGUGCCCGCAUGGUUCAAAUCCUACAUGGACAGGUUCAAAGACCAAGUGGUUCGGGAGGUGGUCGACAGAAUGUGUAGUGAGUUUUCUGGCCAGUGUUGCACACACAGAGCCACAGAUCUUCCAGCUGAGGAGCCAAGCACCUCUGGCACUCAGAAACCUACUAGCUCCACAACACAAAGGACCUCUAGCUCCACAACACAAAGGACCUCUAGCUCCACAACACAAAGGACCUCUAACUCCACAACACAAAAGGCCUCUAGCUCCACAACACUAAAAGCCUCUAGCUCAACUCCAAAUUGCAGUAGCUGCAAAGGACCAGCCACUGGGGGAGGAUACCAGUGCAGUGUUUGUCCAUCUUGCAUCUUAUGUGAGCCGUGUAGUCAUAAACAUGAUCCCAGCCACAACCUGAAGAGAACAAGGACUCCUUUGUCUGUCCCCGAACGUGGAGUUACUCCAGAACCCAGGUUUCUGAGGCGGGGUGACAGGACAGUGCGAAAGGCUGAGAGACAGCGGCUGAAGGCCGAAAGGAGGCAGUUGAAGGCAGAGGUGAAGGAGAUAAAGAAGAAGCUGAGGUUGGAGAAGCGAGGUCUGCUGUGGAGUGGAACUUCCAAUGGGACCAGCAGCUCAUGCAUCGCCCCCGCUCCUGUCCCGUCUCUAGGCCCAGGACCAGCCCCAGCUCCGUCCCUGUGCCCAGACCCUCAAACGUCCAGUCCAGAGGGUUCCAAGGUCUUCUGCUCCACCUUGGUGCCCACAAUGACUGCCUUGUUUCUGGAUGAGAAUCUACCUGAUGGCACUUGUCUGGAGCCAGGCACCAAGUUCAUCAAGUACUGGAAGAUGAGGAACACUGGCAACAUCAGCUGGACUUCUGAUACCAAGUUGAUGUUUAUGUGGGGCGAUCUGACCCUGGGUUCAUGGGAGCAAAAAGAGGUUGCAGUGCCCUUUCUGCAGCCGGGUCAGGUUGGUGUGGUGAGCGUGGCAUUUGUGGCACCCCUGCUGGAUGGUACCUACACAUCUCACUGGCGCCUGGCACACUGUGGGAUGCACUUUGGGCCCAGAGUGUGGUGUAGCAUUUUAGUCGUGCCAAGCUCAGGGCAGAAACUCAAAUCCCACUGCAGCAAAACACUGAGGACUGAUCUCUGUCUAAUGGGGAAAGGCACCAGAGACUGUAAUGCUCAAGUGUCUACCAGCUCCUGGAGAGAAUGCUACAUCCCCUCUGUGGACUUACUAACAGCGCAUGAUCUGUUGUCUUUUGAGUUGCUGGAUAUAAACAUUGUGCAAGAACUGGAGAAAGUCCAAGCAAACCCUCCAGUUGAUAUGACCCACUGUGUAUCUCCACCUCCUCAUCAUGGAUCCUUGUUUGGAAAGCAUGGAAAGGGACUAGGCAAAGUUGAGGCUGGACAUUCAGUGUUACAGCCUCACAGACCGAAUGAGCCUCUGGAAAUUCUAACCAAUGAGGAAGGAGAUGAAGACAUCAGCGGGACACAGUUUGUGUGCGAGACUGUGAUCCGUUCUCUCACUCUGGAGGAGGAACCAGAACGCAAGCCUAAAGGCAAGGUUCGGCCUAAACUGAGCAGGCCUGAUGUUCAUGACCUUGCUCGCUUUCAGGAGAGAUCUUUGCUGGCGAAGAAUGACAGACAUUUGGCUCCAGCCCCUUUGCCAAAACCAUUCAUUAAAGAAGAGCCGAUCAUGCCAGUCUUUUCAGAGGCACUGAUUGACUCAAAUGAAAACCUCUACACCGACCCAGCUGUGCAGGAGGAGAAUGAAGAGGAAGUGCAGAAUAGGGGUCGCGAAAAUGAUCAAGAAGAAGCAGGAGAGUGGGAUGAGGUGAGCAGCCAGGUGUCCUCUGCCUCAUCAGAGGACUACAUUGUCAUCCUGCCUGACUGCUUCGAUACUUCCAGGCCCCUAGGAGAAUCGAUGUAUAGCUCAGCAAUGUCCCAGGCUGCAGUCCCCCUCACCAACGAGCCAGAUGCAAUGCAGAUCCUGAGCACUGCUGAAGGAGAGCCCAAGGAACCUAGCCCAGUUCCAGCUCUUCAAAACAGCCUGAACAGAAUGCUCUGCACCUCACAGAUACUAGAUACCCCCGCUCUAAUUCAAGAGAUGGUACCUCCACCCAUAACUCUGUCUCCAGCACCAUCUCUUCGAACCCACAGAUCAGUGAGACCUCAUUAUCUUGAGUUAGGACCAGAGGCCUCUGAGGAGAACACAUCAUGCCAACAUGAGGAUGACUCAAGUGAGUGCAGAUCAGCUCAUUUAGAGGCCCCUGUUAGUGCCUUUGCCUGCAGCUCCCAGGAUCUCAGGGUGAAUCAUGGUGGUUUGACAGAGGGCCUGGUGAAGGGAGCACUCUCUGUGGCUGCCUCUGCUUAUAAAGCACUUUUCACAGGCCAGAGCACACCUGCGCAGCCACCUGCUGUUGACCCAGCCUGUGGGGAAGCCUCCAUGAUGGCUGUAUUGCAGGAGAUGGGUUUCAGUAACCAGCCACUUAAUCAGAGGUUGCUAAGGAAGCAUCAUUACAAUUUGCUUGAUGUGGUCAGCGAGCUGGUGCAGUUGACUGACAGUGAAUGGCACAUCUCAAGACACUAGGAAGCACUGUGGUACCCUUAAUGACCACAAUAUGGAAAUCACUUCAUGCUACAGGAUUCUCUGCAAAAGAGGAGUGGGGAGUGUUAAAUGACCUUUAUGUGCUUUGUUAGAGACUCUUGAAAAAGAGAACUGUCACACAACUGACAAUAGCUGCAAUGACGCAAUUACUUGAUUGUAUAAUUUUAGUUUUAUGUUUAUAGGACAUUAUGAAUGGGAAAACAAUAUAUGGUUUAUUUAGCAGUCUUCAUGCUAUCUGUGUAUGUGCCCAACUAACACAUAUAGACUGCCAUUCAGGUAUAUUUUGUUUUGCUUGAUAAGACACAAGCACUCAUUUGUCGACAAUGUCCUGAGGGUUGCAGUUUGUUUGAACACAUUUGCCUCUUGGAGGAAAGAUAAGCAAGGAAUGCCUGUGUUGAUUUUGUUAAUUGUCACAGUAACCUCUAUAUUUGUACAUCUUAUUAUCAAUCACACUAAUUCAUAUAAUGCUACAUUAAGGUGUUGGGCUACCAAAGUAAUAGGAAUGUGCAAUGAGUUUUUCAGUCAUGCUUAACACGGCCAGAGGUCAAAGUUUUUGCUAGGUACCAAUUUUGGUCAUCUUGAUCAUUUUCUUGUACUGCCUAUGGCUUUUGGUGUCAAACACAGUGAAUAAAAACAUUCCAUAUUAACAGUUGUUGGAAGGGAUUGCGUGUGGAA
This is a messenger RNA of Xyrauchen texanus (razorback sucker), 3822 nucleotides long. RefSeq names its product next to BRCA1 gene 1 protein-like. The transcript has 21 exons. Gene Ontology annotation, cellular component: phagophore assembly site. The record is from RefSeq and is a predicted model, not a curated record. Gene Ontology annotation, molecular function: ubiquitin binding. Lineage: Eukaryota; Metazoa; Chordata; Actinopteri; Cypriniformes; Catostomidae. The coding region runs from base 112 to 3129 and encodes 1005 amino acids. Gene Ontology annotation, biological process: macroautophagy.